CAUGAUGCACAUGGGUGGACGUCUGAUACAGACCUGACUCUUUUGGCUCGCCCUCUAAUGGAUAUCGCAAAAAAGGUUGAAAAGAAGGAGGGAACAGGUGAUAUACAGGUUCUGAAUGUGGAUGAAGUCAUCUACAAGGAGAUGGCAUCAUUGCCUGUCCCUAAUGCCUUUGCUCAGAUGAAGAAGAUCAAGGAUCAGCGAAACCCUAAUGCACCUAAUUUGCUUGUUCACAACAGCCCGUCUGAAGGUAAAGAAACCAGUGCUCAAGAGCAGCAAGACUCUGACAAUAUGAAUGGGACUGCACAACGUUCAACUUUAGGAUGUUUGGUCCCAACACAGUGUGUAUCUACGACACCAUUGAGGUCAAAGUGUUCAAGUUUGAUUGAACCCCAACAAGUCUCAACCAAUCCAAUCACAUCUCUCCAUAGAACCGCAGGUCCUGUCAAACCAUUAUUCACAUGUCAGGAUUUAUCUACACCUCAGAGUCUAGUGGAUUCUCAUGUUUCAUCUAGAAUACCUUUUCUAGAAAGCUCCCCAGCUCCAGUCAUCAGCCAACACAUAAAUCAGUAUCAACCAAUCCCAGGCAGAAGCCUUCAAAGAUACAUAAUGCCAUCUGAAAACCAGUGUUAUACUGAAGCAAGGACAAUCUCUGUUGUAAGACCACCAAGACAGUAUAUCCCCAUCAGAGUUCACUGCCAGAAUGAUAUUGUGCAUGCUGAUGAAGAUGAUGGGAACAGUUCUGUCCAGUCAUUUGGAGUUAGCUAUGAAUCAUAUCCAAUGCACCUGGCCCAAACCAUUCCAUAUGAAAUCCAGAGGCAAACACCAUCUCUUUCAGUGAGCCACAUCAUGGUACCAGAGUUAACCCAGGAUCUAUCAAACAGGCAUGGAUUUUUCAGGAUUGAAAGCUCACCUGAUAGUCCAGAGCCUGUCAGAGAUGUGGAGAUCGUUAUCAAGCAGAUAAGAACCCAAAUGGUAACAGAAGGACUGGAACCGGCUACAACGCAUGAUUUAAGUCUGUCUGAGUCUAAUUUAGAAGAACCAAUCAACACCAGCUGGGACGUACAUGAGGAGCCUCAAUCAUACACCUUAGCAGAAGAAAACACCUUUGUGUUCUCACAAAGUCCAAUUGCCCAGUCUCCUCUUUCUCAGACUCAAAGUCCAUCUGAUCAGUUUCAAUCAAUAGAAGAUUUUCUGGAAAACUACAAUGGUCGAAAGCCUCUUAUCGGUCUACAAGCUGUUAUUAAGUGCCAGAGCGUGGAUGGGAAUCCACCUCCAUGCUGUUACCUGUGUCAGCUGUGUUCUUUGAAGCUGAAGAAGAAAAAAAUAUUCAGCCACCUGACUGGCUGUGAUCACCAGCGAAACUACUUAAAAGCUCUCCAUCCACAACUCUUGCCUAAAAAGCGUAAACACUGCAACACAAAUGAGAUGCUUGAGGAUAUUGCUAUCCAGCUGGAGAAAGAGGAUGGAAGAGGACAUAUAAAGGUGAUGAGGUUGUCUGCAUGUCUUAUUAGUGAGGUACUGGAAAAGGAUUAUCAUUGGUGCAUGAGGGUGUUGAACUGUGGAGCCGAUGUGGGGUGGAGAUCAGGUCUGUUGUCUUUCAAGAAAGGAACUAGCAACACCACAGGUCCCAGACAGACUCUUAAACGUCCAGCAGAGUCUAUGCUGCCCCCUUCUGAUGCACAGGCUUUAAUAGCUCCAACCCAUCAGAUGUCCAAAAAAAUGAAGAAGGGUCAUCCUAAGAAAGUAGUAUGUACAAACAAAGUUAAAGAGCCUGUUUUUAAGGUAAGCCUGUCACUGCAGGAGGGACCUGUUAUCAUUGAGAGAACAUCUCUAAGAGAGACAACCACAGUGGCACCUGAGAUCGAAGACCGAAGCCCUGCAACCACAUGCACAGACAAUGAUGCACCGCCUUUAGCAGCUAACACACAUUCUGAAGUUCAAAUGAGCUUUCACAGCUGUACGUAUGAGAAACAGUUCACAAAUCCUGCUCAUUAUGCAUACUCAGGGCAGUUUGACCAGUCUCAAGUUUUUCAAUAUCUCGAGCCUAAUCUCAGACCUAGGGACUGUGGUCCAGUGGAUGAGGUGGUCACUGUCACGUAUGCUGAUUGGCCGCUGCAGGACUGGUCCUGUACAAACAACCAGUGGAUUGUAAUGAGGCAAAACAGGGAUGGAAGUGAUUACUCUGAGUGUGCAAGUUACAUGCAGUACUGAUGAGAAUGAGUCUUGAAACAUCAACAAAUAAUAGUUUGAGCACUUUUUUGAGAAGAUGCUGAGAAAUGAU
Messenger RNA from Carassius carassius (crucian carp), 2281 nucleotides. RefSeq lists its product as uncharacterized. Bases 58 to 2211 code for a protein of 717 amino acids. NCBI's taxonomy places the organism in Eukaryota, Metazoa, Chordata, Actinopteri, Cypriniformes, Cyprinidae. The transcript has 10 exons. The record is from RefSeq and is a predicted model, not a curated record.